AUGGAUCUGGAAUUCAGAUCAAGUUUCAUCGUCAGUGACAGUUCGAUCGUCGAGGAGUCGUCGUUUAGUUAUUAUCUGCAACCUUUACCUACCAAACGCAAGCCAGAGAUUUGUCCUCGCGUUUCGCAAAUCGACACCGUCGAAGGCUACUGCAGCAGUGCCUCGGACAAAUCGGGCGAUGGCAGUGAUGAGGAGAAUAACAGCGCUGACCUCUUCGAUUCGUUUACCAAUAGCUCGUCGUCAGUGUUCGAGAAAGAGUCAGUUAAAAACUGCGGCGAUUCUGAAACCUCAGGUACAAAAGAACUAUUCAAGCAUAAAUAA
Soboliphyme baturini is the source of this 321-nucleotide messenger RNA. NCBI's taxonomy places the organism in Eukaryota, Metazoa, Nematoda, Enoplea, Dioctophymatida, Soboliphymatidae. The record is from the annotation of a GenBank genome assembly.